Molecule: messenger RNA, 1806 nt
Organism: Rhineura floridana
Lineage: Eukaryota; Metazoa; Chordata; Lepidosauria; Squamata; Rhineuridae
Product: vomeronasal type-2 receptor 26-like
Exons: 6
Coding region: 1-1806 (601 amino acids)
Biological process (GO): G protein-coupled receptor signaling pathway
Cellular component (GO): membrane
Molecular function (GO): G protein-coupled receptor activity
Source: RefSeq, a predicted model, not a curated record
AUGGGACUUGACCCCAAAAUUUUUGGGACACACUCUUUCCGCAUUGGAGCGGCGUCUACGGCCGCCUGUUUGGGUUUUUCUCAAGAGAGGACACACUCUAUUAACUGCAGCAUAUAUGAUGAUCCUGUCCCUGUUCCUCAUGAGUUCUACCAGCCGGCUGACCUCAUGAUUGGGGAGAUUGUUUCUCAGGUCUUCAUAAACUAUGAUAACAUCUCUUUCACCGAACAGCCUACCCAGAUGUUGAUCGAUGAACCUAUUUCAGUGCCUAAGAACUACCAGCACAUCCUGGCCUUAGCAUUUGCUGUGAAAGAGAUCAACGAAAGUCCCACAAUCUUGCCAAAUAUCUCUUUGGGAUUCCACAUCCUAAAUAGCUACUUCAGUACAAGGAUGACCUAUAAAGCCACCCUGAGCAUCCUUUCCACACAACAAAUGUUUAUCCCCAACUUCCAGUGUCACAAACAAAACAAUCUGAUGGCUCUCAUUGGAGGAUGUUUCUCUAAGAUCUCUGCCAAUAUGGCCACCAUUGCAACAAGCAAAAAGAUUGCUCAGAUCCAUCACUUUCUAAGGCACAUCAUAUUCAAUAACAAUGUUGGAGACACUGUACAGUUUAAUGAAAAUGGAGAAUUAGUUGCAUAUUUUGAUGUUACAAAUUGGAUGAUGUUCCCCAACGGUUCAGUGGUUAGAGUCAAAGUUGGAACAUUGGACCCUCAAGCUCCUCCAGGCAAAGAGUUAACUAUUAAUGAUGACCAAAUUAUGUGGCAUCAAACCUUCAAUCAGGUGCUGCCCCUUUCUGUGUGCAAUGACUACUGCUAUCCUGGCUCCAGUAGGAAAAAGAAGGAGGGAGAGAAAUUUUGCUGCUAUGAUUGUGCUCCUUGUCCAGAAGGGAUGAUCUCUAAUUGGAAAGAUAUGGAUGCCUGUGUCAACUGUCCAGAAGACCAGCAUCCCAACAAGGACCACACUCAGUGCAUUCCCAAGGUUGUAACCUACCUCUCUUAUGAAGAAGAUUUAGGGAUCAUCUUAGCUGUCUUGGCUAUUUCUUUCUCUUUCAUCACAACUUUAGUCCUUAUAAUUUUUAUGAAGCACAAGGAUACCCCCAUAGUCAAAGCUAACAACCAAACCCUCACCUACAUCCUCCUCAUCUCCCUCUUCCUUUGCUUCCUUUGUUCCUUGCUAUUCAUUGGACAGCCUGGAAAAGUGAUGUGCAUUCUCCGACAGACAGCCUUUGGCAUUGUCUUUUCUUUGGCCCUUUCCUCUGUGUUAGCAAAGACCAUCACUGUGGUUCUGGCAUUCAUGGCAACCAAACCAGGAGCCAAGAUGAGGAAAUGGGUGGGGAAAGGACUGGCAAAUUCUAUUGUCCUUUCCUGUUCCUGUUUUCAAGUUGGAGUUUGUACCCUUUGGUUAAGUACAUCCCCUCCAUUCCCAGAUACAGACACGCACUCAUUGGAUGGGAAAAUCAUACUGGAAUGUAAUGAGGGUUCAGCUAUUAUGUUUUACUGUGUCUUGGGCUAUAUGGGUUUCCUGGCCAUAAUCAGCUUCAUCAUGGCUUUCCUCGCAAGGAAGUUACCUGACAGUUUCAAUGAGGCCAAAUUCAUCACUUUCAGCAUGUUAGUCUUUUGCAGCGUUUGGCUAUGCUUUGUUCCAACCUACCUGAGCACCAAAGGAAAAUACAUGGUGGCUGUGGAGAUCUUUUCCAUCUUGUCCUCCAGUGCUGGAUUACUGGGUUGCAUCUUUUCCCCUAAAUGCUACAUCAUUUUGCUUAGGCCUGAGCUGAACAAUAGGGAGCAACUAAUAAAGAAAACAAAAUGA